Oppia nitens is the source of this 2282-nucleotide messenger RNA. Its product is annotated as fas-binding factor 1-like. Lineage: Eukaryota; Metazoa; Arthropoda; Arachnida; Sarcoptiformes; Oppiidae. The transcript is spliced from 3 exons. The coding region runs from base 1 to 2199 and encodes 732 amino acids. Gene Ontology annotation, cellular component: centriole; ciliary transition fiber; ciliary basal body. Gene Ontology annotation, biological process: cilium assembly; establishment of epithelial cell polarity. The record is from RefSeq and is a predicted model, not a curated record.
AUGUCUCGUCUGGGAUCAGGUGGUCGUUCAUUCCUCGAUGAGUUAUUAUCAGAUGAUGUCACUGAUAAGCCAAUAAAUACAUCGACGAAAAGAAAAUCCGUCAGAUUUUCGGACAACGAUGAAAACUCUUCUGAUUUUUUUACCACAAAUACAACAUCAGUGACACCGAAUCGGUCGACAAUAUCGUCAUCAAAAGAUGGUCAGAAAAACAUCGAUCCAUUGGAGUGGCCGACAAAUGAUGGGUCAAAUGCAUCAAAAUCAUCUACAAGACAGAAGACGAGCAAAUCUGAUUGGUUGGGAUUAGACAGCGAUGAAGAAAUGAGUCGAGGCUUUGUACAAUCAGCUCAACCAUCCGUAACGAGAUCUGUCAGUAAUGAUUGGCUUAACACUGGACUCAACUCUAGAAAGAAUAGACCAUCAAAUGAACCAUUAAAGCCAUCAACUGAUCUUAACAAUGAAAAAAGUGACGACAAUUCAUGGCUUUCAAUACGAAAGAAAGCCGAAGAAUCCAAAAUUAAAUCCGACGAACAAAUAGAUGAACAAAAAGAAACUAAAGAUCAAAGAAAUGACAACAAAAAUCAGUCAAAUGAUAUAUCUAUUAACAAAACAGUGAUCGACUCCACGACUCCAGUGAUUAGCAAUACGACUGUCCAUUCAGUUGCAAAUAUUCAAUAUUCAGAUCCAGUGCUCCUCUCAUCCAAUACUGUGGACAAUACGUCGUCAGUAAUGCUUUUACAAACUCAAUUAAGGAUUCAAGAAGAAAGAGAUCGAAGAAUUAAUGAUUUGAGAACACAAUUAAGUCAAUGUGAAAAAGAUAUGACAGAUAUUAAGCAAAGAAAUAAUGAAAGAGUGGAUUAUCUCGAGAAUGAAUGGCAAAGAGAGGUCCAGAGGUUAAAGGAAAUACAUUCGAGUAGUAUUCAGAAGAUUAAUGAAGAGCACGAACACGACUUGACUAGGAUUAGGAAAAUCAAAGAACAAGAGAUUGAAUCCGUGAACGCACUCCAGAAUCACGGAUUGUCUUUACAGUCACUUCUGUCCAAAUGGGAGAAGAGUGCCCAACAAAUUGAAGAUUUACACAAAGAUGUUAUCGCAAAACAGGAAGAAAUACUUAAACACAAAUUAAUAGACAUCGACCUCAAGAAUAAACGUAUGGAUGAAGUUGAAGUCAACUGGCAUUCACUGAUCAAUGAACUUCAAUUGGAAAGAAGUCGCUGUAGUGAUGAACAAAAACGAUUGCAGGAACUGAUUGAACAACAAAAACAUUUAAUACAAAAUGAACAGAAGAGACUGAUUGACGAAAGAUUAGAUUUAGAAACCAAUAGAAAACAGUUAAACGAAGACAGACUUACAUUUGAUGUCGAAUAUAAUAAAUUUAAGGAUAAUAUGACUAAAGAAAGCCAACUCUUAGCUGAAGACCGAAUCAAAGUUAAAGACGAGUUAAUUAACUUAGAGAUCAAACGAAAUGAAUUAAAUCUCAAAGAAUUAGAAUCUCAACAGAAUUUUAAUAAAGAAAAAAAUGAAAUAAAAUUGUUAUUUAAAGAAAUUGAAGACAAAAGAAAUGAUUUACAUAAACAACAGACUGAAGUACAAUACCAUCGAAUGACAAUCCAAAGUGAACAACACUCGUUGGAACAAAAGAAACUCAUGUUUGAUAUGGAAAGAAAUAAAAUGCAAGACUUAGCUCAAGAAAUUGCCAAAAGAGCCGAUGAGUUGGAAAAUUUGGGACAAAUUGCUUUGCAAGAGAAACGUGAGGGACAUAUGGCUAUGGAUGAGGCGGAAAGGUUUAGACAAGAAUUGGACUCAAAACUUAAAUUCAUUGAAACAAGUUUUGCCAAAUUAAAGACCGAUGAGGAAAAAGUCUAUCAAAUGAAAGUCAAAGUCGAACAAGAAUUAGAGUAUAUUAAAGAAGUUAAAGACAACAUUGUUUGCAGUUUAUGCUCUUCGGGUUUAAAUAGAGUAAAACUAAACAAAGGAAUUAAUAAAUCAUCACAAGAUUUGCCAAUUUUUUCGUCAUUUUAUGGACUCAAUAAUCAAUGGCCCACUUUUCAAGACGACAGAUCUCUACUGAUUUGGCAGAUCACUGGACAACAGGACGCGGCUCUUCUUGAACAAGAAACGGCUUUCAUUAACGGCAUUCGGACACAAUCUCAGGUCACUUCGGGACUGCCUUUUCAACAAAAUGAUUAUUUCAUUAAUUGAAACCUAUUAUACAAACUUCAGUUUACAAUAUUUAUAGAUUUAUUAUACAUAUAUUUGAUAACUUUUGCACAAAAUAAUACUCA